Messenger RNA from Racocetra persica, 612 nucleotides. The record is from the annotation of a GenBank genome assembly. Lineage: Eukaryota; Fungi; Glomeromycota; Glomeromycetes; Diversisporales; Gigasporaceae.
CACACAAAAUUGACAAUUCUUCGGGACAAGUGGAUAAAGCUUUAUCUCUCGUCAGUUACGGUAUCAAAAAAAAUGUAAAGAAUUUAGAAACUUUGGAAGAAGACCUUCAUAUGCUAUCACAACUUGUUUAUGAGUGUUAUCCGUCAUCAAAUGACAAAAUAAUCAUGACACUGAAUGAAUUUGAAGCUCUAACGGAAGAAGAAAUCAUCCAAACUUUCUUACGACAAACUGACGAAACACGGAUUGUGAAUGAUGUCAAGCUUUACAUAAUACCGUUUCUUAAACUGCUACCUGAACGCCGUGCUCGAAAAGCAGAACUCAUAGAUAAAAAUGAUAAAUAUUUGCAUCCAAUGGACUUAUUAUACAAAUAUAUAUUAGAUCUUUCAUCGUCUCAUUUGGAUUGGUGUUGUCUUCUUUUUGAAGCUUCUAAGCCAACUAUAACAUCUGAGGAGCGUGUUAUAACGUCUGACGAAGAUUUAGCCAACGUAGCACUUUCUUGCCUAUACGGAAAUACAAACACCGAUGAUCUAAAUAUUCAAACACGUAUUUUUGAAUGUCUUCCAACUCUUGACUCUGACUCUUCGGAAAUCAAUACUAUUCAUUCAGACUCCG